Molecule: messenger RNA, 678 nt
Organism: Botrytis porri
Lineage: Eukaryota; Fungi; Ascomycota; Leotiomycetes; Helotiales; Sclerotiniaceae
Exons: 2
Coding region: 1-678 (225 amino acids)
Source: RefSeq, a predicted model, not a curated record
AUGUCCCUAUCCGCGAAGCAGACUAAUACUAAUGCUGAAGAGCACGACGAACUUCAACAUGUACGCAUCCAUUCUCAAUGUGGUGCUUGUGGUUUCCUUUUCUGUGUAGGGGAUCGUCUAGUUGCUCCGGCUGAAGAAACUGCUACAAUUCACGCGGAUUGUUUCAAUCUAUAUAAAAGUCAAGCAACCUACCAAGACAAAGUAUAUCGACUCUGGUUUGCUUCCCUUAGGAUAUAUCCGUGGCCUGGUAGCCCAGCUCUCUUACUCCCCCCAAAGCCGGAUAUAGACCGUGCCAGCCGUCUUGCCGCAGAUAUAUACAAUCUAAAGCAGCUAUCUAAGCUUCCUAGCGAAAUCAACACUAUGAUAUGGAACUUCUCGAGACGUAAUGAUCUAUUGCGUUUCUCCGCCGUGCUUCAAAUGAUCGAUACACUCUCUUCUACAAGUUACGAUAGAUUGGUAUCAACAAGCCUUCGUCAUAUUCAAGAUUGGCGUCGCGGGGACUAUCCUAUCAUCAACACAAACAGUUCAUGCUCUCUCAUUCAACUAACAAUUGAUUCAAAAGGUAUUAAGUCUAUUCAAGGGCUACAGCAUUCUAUAUAUAAACCUCCAUCCCAAUUCGUUGUAUAUAUGACCUUUAAGGCUAGUCAAAAUCUAUCCAUCAACUUUCAAGUCGGUUAA